This is a messenger RNA of Blepharisma stoltei, 2625 nucleotides long. The record is from the annotation of a GenBank genome assembly. NCBI's taxonomy places the organism in Eukaryota, Ciliophora, Heterotrichea, Heterotrichida, Blepharismidae.
AUGGGAGUCCCUGAAGCUGAAAUUGGUGAGCAUGAAGAACUAAACAAAAGUCUAUGAAGGACCAAUGCAGAAAUAACGCUAAAAAAUUCAAUUUUCGAGUUUUUCUAUCAACUUUAUCAUACAAAAAAUAUUGAUGAGCUAUCAAUUUUAAGCCAAAAAGUGAAAGAAACCUUUAUAGCAAUUAUUUGGUGCCUUCAAAUAAUGAGCUUACUGUGAAUACCAAAUCUACCAAUAUCCAAUUGAAGUAAAAAUAUGACGAUGUGAGAAAUUAUAGGAUACUUAAGACUUGACAAUAUUUGCUCAGAAUUCGAAAUUAUUACCGAAUUCUUUUUUUUGACUAUUAUCAUGGCUUUUAUAAUUUUUUUAUGUAUUACAGCUAUGACUUUGCUAUAUUAUAAUUCGCAUAAUAUUCCAAAAUUUAUCCUUACUAUUUUUAAAUCAGUUUUUGAUAUAUGGGCGAUUGCCUUUUUAAUACCUUCAAUUACAUUAUUUUCAGCAUUUUUGAAAUAUAAUUUAUUAUCUCAAGAUAUAUCUGCAUAUGAAAGCAAUAAUGAUCAAGAUGAAUUUAAAUUAAGUUCUAUCUCGCAAUUAAUCAUAAUUUUUAUUAUGAUUCUUAUAUUUCCUUUGAUUAUAGUCAAUCAAGAAUUUUCUGGUUUAAUUAGGCAUUCAAUAAGCAGCAGAGUAUUAAAAGCAAAGGCUCAUUCUAAAAUUGAUGUCCACAUUGCAAUUUUUACUUAUUUUUCUCCAAUACUUUAUGUCUGCACUGGCAAAGAUUACAUGGUUUAUUUUCAAUUAUUUAUGAUGAUUAUUUCACUUAUUUUGAUAUGAGAAAUUGCGAAUUUUUCUCCAUAUUUUUCAUUUUAUUAUGGCUUGCUUAAAAUUCUUGAGCUCUUUGCUAUUGCUUUAAUCUCUUUUGGUUUUAUUUUAGGACAUUUAAUGGAUAAUUCCCUAGUUAUUAUUUUUAUCGCAGUCAUUUUAGGGCCAUUUUCAGCUUUAUUUGUUAUACAAUUUACGUUAAAUUUGCAAAGUAAAUUCAAUGUGGAUAUUCCAGAAAAUUUGUUAGAGAUAUAUUCUAAAUAUGAAUUAGAGAAAUCAUUGAGGCAUUCAUUAUGUUCUAACGAUUUUGAACAUAAAGAUCAGAUAAUAAAUAUCUUUGAAACGUUUUUUAAUGAUACAGGGUUUGACAGAGAUAAACUUCAGCUGGUCUGAGUAGCAAACUAUUGCUUAUUUACAUUAAAAGAUGAAUCAUUAGCAAAAAUUAAGUUAAGCAGGACCAAAUAUAUUUCAAAAUGGAACUUAGAAGCUGAUUUUCAAAUAUAUUGUACAAAUAAAGUUAUCCAAGGUUCUGUAACAAGUGAAAAUGAACAAUAUAUUAUUUAUUUGCAGCAAUUCCAUCUGAUAAAAAAUAAAGAUCUAAAGCUAUGUGUCAAUCUAUUGAAAUUCUGGGAUGAAUUGACUUCAUCAAGACCUGAUCUUAACAGACUAAAAAAAAGGCUAGCCUUAAUUAAUAAAAAUAUAGUAUUUAUCGCAGAGAAGUAUAGCCAGCUCUCAACAAAAUUUUGCAAUAGCAGAGAAGCUUUAUCACUCUAUACUUCCUUUAUGAGAGAUGUUCUUUUUGAUAAUGAAAAAUCGAGAUUUCUUGAAAAUAAAUUAAGAUUUCUUAGUAUAAGCAUUGGUAAUUCCGGCUUAAACCCUUUUAGCUUUUUUGAUGAUACCAAUUCUAUAUUAAUAGUUUCAGCUGAAAAAGAAAGCUUUGGACGAAUUUUAUUCACAAAUGCCCAAGCAAAAAACAUAAUGAAACUUACUUCAUUAAACUUCGAUAGAGGCAAUAUAAUGAAUUUUAUUCAUUCUUAUUAUUGAAGACAACUAAAAGAGUUUGCUAUUCGAUACUCACAUUUUUGCUCUAAUUCAGAAAUUAAUUUAAAGGAAGGCUUCUUUUUGAACCUUCCUUCAGAAUUUUUAAUAGGAUGCAUAGGAAAAGUAUCAGUAACCGCAAUUGGUAACUUUAUUGUUUUUGUAUUGGUUUUUAAGCAAAGUCCUAAAAAUUACCAAAUUGCUUUACUAUCUGAAAAUGGAGAAAUAUUGUGUCACACUAAAGACUUUGCUGAAAGAGCUGGAAAAAAACCUGAUAAUUUAGUAGGCUGCAAUAUAAAACAUUUAUUUCCUAAUAUAGAGCAAUAUUCCAUCAAUAAUGACUUUGCUAAAUCAGAAAGCAGCCUAUAUUACUCCAUUGCUUAUUUUCAAAACUUAAAGAUAUAUUAUGCUUUGCUUAUAAGUGAUUAUAAUGAGAUUCAAACAUCAAAAAAUGAAGAUAUAAAAUAUACACUUGAUAUAAAAGGAAAAAAAGAUAUAAAAAGUCAUUCAUCUUUGAACUUAUUAGAAUGGUUCGAUAAGGAAUUUAAAAAAGAAUCUCAAAUUGAAUUAUCUUAUAACUCUGAAAUGCAUCUAAAUUCUCAAAACUUUAAUAAGAUACCAGGAAAAUUUGAAAUGAAUUAUAUAGAAAAUUUUGAAGAAGAAAAAUCUGAAGUUUUGAGAAAUAACAGAUUUACUAAAUUGGUGUUAUCAUCUUCUAAAAAAAUAAACAUGCUACAUUUUGCUUUCAUUUUAUCGGUAAAUGUUAUAUAG